Messenger RNA from Anguilla rostrata (American eel), 1645 nucleotides. RefSeq names its product cellular communication network factor 1, like 1 (gene ccn1l1). Lineage: Eukaryota; Metazoa; Chordata; Actinopteri; Anguilliformes; Anguillidae. Gene Ontology annotation, molecular function: integrin binding; heparin binding. The transcript is spliced from 5 exons. Gene Ontology annotation, biological process: signal transduction; cell adhesion. The coding region runs from base 442 to 1554 and encodes 370 amino acids. Gene Ontology annotation, cellular component: extracellular matrix; extracellular region. The record is from RefSeq and is a predicted model, not a curated record.
AAAGUCUGUCUUACUUUCCCCAGCCCCCAUCAGUCUCUCUGUGCAUACCCCCUCCCCCUUCCGUCUGAGAGGGGCGGUGAUGUCAGAGGGGGGUUGUCUGACAGCCCCUAUAAGACAGGGUGCCGGAGGGGGGAUUUCUCAAUGAAGCCAAACCACAGUCAGCUCCUCAGGAGAGAGCAGAGAAAGAGAGAGAGAGAACCCCACACUGCCGUACUCCUCCACGGACCAACGCACCGGCUGCAGACAGACAGACAGACGCACGGCGGAACGGACGGACUCCUCUUUUGGAUUGACAGAAAAACGAGAUUCGGGACUUCAGCUGCCAGCUAGUCCUUCAGCCAUCAUCAUCCGCCAGCUAGCUCUCUUAGCCACGGCAGGGUCGCUGUUGGUGGUGUUUGGAGUCUUUUUCUCUCUCGCUGAGGGGGACACAGCAUAGGGGUCAUGUUUUCUGCUUGUUUUCUGGUUGUCCUCUGCUGCGCUGCUCUGACGGUGGAGGCUGGUUGCCCACUCGUGUGCUCCUGCCCAGCCUCCCCUCCCUCCUGCCCGCUGGGGGUCAGCGCGGUGACAGACGACUGUGGCUGCUGCAAGGUGUGCGCCAGCCAGUAUAACCAGGACUGCAGCCUGACGCUGCCGUGUGACCACAUCAAGGGCCUGCGCUGCCACCUAGGGGCCGGAGGAGACCCUGCACGCGGGCUGUGUCGAGCUGAAGACCAGGGCCGUCCCUGCGAGCUGAACGGGCGCAUGUACCAGCACGGGGAGGACUUCCAGCCCAGCUGCCAGCACCAGUGCAGCUGCAUGGAUGGGGUGGUGGGCUGCAUGCCCCUCUGCCCCUACCGGGUGCCCCUGCCCAACUGGCGCUGCGCCAGCCCCCGCCUGGCCCGCCCCCCCGGGGGCUGCUGCGAGCAGUGGCUCUGCGACGACCCCAACCACAUCAGCGAGGACAUGCCCCCUCCCCGCCCCAACCGACACCCCGACCCCGCCGGGAACGAGCUGCUCCUGGCCUUCGCCCCCCACAGGGCCAGCACCGCCAUCCCGCGAGAUUGGAUGUCUCUCUCUGAGUCACAUGGUCUGGUCACAUCCAAGUGCUUCCCGCAGACCACCGACUGGACCCCGUGCUCUGCCACCUGCGGGAUGGGUGUGUCCAGCCGGGUCACCAAUAGCAACGCAGACUGCCGGCUGGUCAGGGAGACGCGGCUGUGCCAGAUCCGGCAGUGUGACCUCGCCCUGGCCCCGCCCCUCAAGAAAGGGAAGAAGUGUCAGCGGACGGUGCGGCCGGAGAGGCGGGUGCGGAUCCACUUCGCGGGCUGCUCCACGGCCCGGCGGUACCGGCCGCGCUCGUGCGGGUCCUGCGCGGACGGGCGGUGCUGCUGGCCGUCGCAGUCGCGCACCGUGCGCCUCCGCUUCCACUGCCCCGCCGGCGACAGCUUCACCCGCGGCGUCAUGUGGAUCCAGCGCUGCAGCUGCAGCCGUCGCCGCGGCGAACGCUGCCACGGGGAUGCCCGCCGGCCGCCGUCUGCCAGCCCGCACAGCGACAUCCACACCUUCCAGCGCUGAGCUCGCCACUCCUCCCCAUGGCCGCACCUCCUGGGGCGGGAGGGGCUGUGGCUGCGGGGUUGCGGUUGGUUGUUUGAUCGACUCUGGUAGG